Messenger RNA from Peronospora matthiolae, 411 nucleotides. The record is from the annotation of a GenBank genome assembly. Lineage: Eukaryota; Oomycota; Peronosporomycetes; Peronosporales; Peronosporaceae.
AUGGGACCAUUUACGGUACUCAAGGCGAUCGGCGACGCGUACACGCUGGACAUCCUUCCGUCACUUCGACUUCACCCAACUAUUUACGUCAGGAGUCUCAAGGAGUAUAGUCCAGCUUCGCUUCACGGAAUGGCUCCGUCCUCGGAUUCAAAGGCUCAUAGCCUGCGAGCGCCCAAGAACCUGGCGUUCCUUGUUCCGCAUCCGUUUAAGCACCUUGCGGUUCGACUGCCGAGUCUCGCUCGCUGUUCUCUCACCCCGCGCAGCUCGAUCAAGGGCAGCUUCAGCUUCCAGCUGGGCAUCGACAGCCUUGUUCAGAGCCGAGUCUUCAUCUUCCUGGGGAAACCAGGACGCCAGCAGUACCUUCGCGAGGGCGCACCACUGCUUGUGGAAGCGAAAGGUCAGAAGCGCUGA